Molecule: messenger RNA, 1467 nt
Organism: Paracoccidioides brasiliensis Pb18
Exons: 2
Coding region: 1-1467 (488 amino acids)
Biological process (GO): response to oxidative stress
Cellular component (GO): nucleus
Source: RefSeq, a predicted model, not a curated record
AUGUCUGCAUCAGGGGGCUCAUCCAAACACCCCUCCCACUCCCUUCCACCCUCCUCCCUCCCCCGCACCCCACCGAUCCGAUCCCAGUCCGAAUCUCAAUCUCACUCCCAGUCCCCCUCCUCUGCCUCCUCCUACAUAUCCUAUCCGAUUACUCAUGUUGUUUCGGGAAUUUAUAGACGCCUAACAGAGCCCACCCCACCACGACCUGCCUCGAAAAAGCCUCCUCUGGACCCUAUGAGUGUAUCCGAAGUUUAUAACCCCCCAAUUCGCACGGCGUCCCCCUUCCAACCCCCUCCCUUAACCCCCUUAACACUCAAGGCCGCUGGAGGUGCCUCUCACAUUCUCCUCGCACAGUCCUUAGCAGAGGAAAUCCGGUUGCUGGUCCCUCCCCGCCUGCAGUUGCUGGACACUUGGCAGCUUGCCUAUAGCCUGGAUAGAGACGGGUCAAGUUUGGCAACUCUGUAUGAGAAGUGUAAGGCAUUUGCGAGCAGAAGUCAGAAAGCGGGCUAUGUACUUGUUGUGAAGGAUUCGUCGUCCGGGCCGGGGCUGGGUGGGAAUGGUGGGAAAGGUACAAAGGGUGCAGGAGGCAGUAGAGCUUCAGCUGCUGGUGGCGGAGCUCUCUUUGGCGCUUAUCUUACAGAUCCCCCGCAUCCUGCUUCACAUUAUUAUGGGACAGGAGAAUGUUUCCUUUGGCGGGCUAGUGUGUUGCCCUCUACUCCCAUGAUAUACAUGCGCACCACGGCUGCGACUACGACGACUAAAACGGACGACGGGAGGGGGAAGGGAAAAGAUAUUACUACCAGUGGAGUCCCGGAAAAUAUCGAACAUUCAUCGAAUAGUGGGAAUGUUGAUUUGGACCUGGUGGGGUUACCCUUGCCCCCCAGCGCGGAUACGACACAGUUACGGGGCAGGAGUACGACGUUAAGAGGUGAGAAGCGCAAUGGUGAGAAACAUACAAUUCAUGAUUGUAGUGUCCUUUCCGGACGUCAAGAGGGCUUGUCACUCCAUAACGAUAGUCGUGACUCCACCAGUGCCAGUGCCAGUGCCAGUAAAAGAAGGGAUGAGGAUGGCAGUUGCAGCAGACACGGGGUGGACUUGCUCUCCCCAGCUCAGUUGCAUAGUGCGUCUUUUGGUACAAUUGGCAAUGGUCAUGCUGGAGCUGGUGGUCAACAAUGUGCGCCGACUAACCUUUCAACAGGCAAUAGCCGAAGCGGAAGCGGGGCCACGUCACCGGAGCGGAUACGGUUCAAGGCGUUCCCAUAUAGCGGGGUCAAUGAUUAUAUGAUGUUCUGUGAGACGGGGUUUUUGAGUGUUGGGGGCGGAGAUGGGCACUAUGGGCUUUGGCUAGACGACUCGUUCGAGAAGGGCGUUAGCCACUCAUGUCCGACAUUUGGUAACGAGCCAUUGAGCGACGAAGGGACGAAAUUUGACGUCUUAGGCGUGGAGAUAUGGUAUCUUGGGUCUUAA